Messenger RNA from Aplysia californica (California sea hare), 1258 nucleotides. RefSeq names its product coiled-coil domain-containing protein 160. The record is from RefSeq and is a predicted model, not a curated record. Lineage: Eukaryota; Metazoa; Mollusca; Gastropoda; Aplysiida; Aplysiidae.
AACCCGGAACUGCUUCGCUUCUGCAUCGACUUGUUUCUUGUCACCAACGACGCUUGGGCUUGUAAUUUGAAAGUGAAUGAAAGAUGUGAUUCAACGGGGUUUUUUUUUCUGCAUUGAAGAAGUGGAAGAUAAAAAAAUUGACCCACGGAAGUCAGCCAUCUGGAACACAGAGGAGAUCGAGACAUUGAGAAAAGUUUAUAAAUCUGCCAAAGGUGAAAUAGGGAAACUGGAGGCUGCUCUACGAGAGAAAAGAUCACAUGCAGAGACAUUGGAACGCACCGUUCGACAACAGCGAGAAGAACUAGAUACUCUCCACACCACUUUGUUGGAGGUGACCAAAGCCAACCAGAGACUGACCAUCCACAGGGACCAUCUCCGCAAACAAAACUCUGUCCUGGAUCUCAAAUGUGCGGCUCUCUCUGACUCAUGGAUUGAGAUAGGGAAGGAAAAGCUCAAAGCCCUGGAGGCUGUGAAGGAGGCACACAAAGCCCUGGACAAAGAGAGACUUCAGCGACAGAAACUAGAGGCAGACCUUUCAGAAGCACGGCAGAACCUUAUCAGAGAGAAGGCAUUGGUGGAGAGGAACGUCACCACCAAGUUCGAGAUUGAGGUAAACGACCUGAACGAGGUCAUCCGUGACCUGACGGUAGAACUGCGGGAGGAGAGGAAGCUCCAUGAGGCGUCACGGCGAGGGCUGGAACAUCUGCGGAACCAUUUCUCUAGUUUACCUACCAGGGAUGUUUUACCUCCGGGGCUAGUGUUAGAGGACCAGGUACAGAGGGUAGAUCAUUGCAGUUUGUAGUUAGGAGAGGGGGGAUGGGGGCCUGGGGAAAGAGUAGGGGCAGACAGACAGACACACAGACAGACACACAGACAGUUCUCCAGUUCACCCACCAGGGAUGUUCUGUCUCUCAGGUUAAUGUUGGGGCAUCAGGUACAGAGAAUAGAUCUUUGUAGUUUUUAAGGGGGGGGGGAGGAGAGAGAAACAGAGAGGGAGAGGGAGAGAGAGAGAGAGAGAGAGAGAGAGAGAGGAGGAGGAGGAAGAUUAGAGAGAGAGGAAGGGAUGUAUAGAGAGAGAAAAGGUGGAAGGGGGCGGGGAGGGGCUGGAGGAAAUGGGCAAAAAAAGUGUGUGGACAAAGACUGACAGACUAUCGUAUUUCACUCGUGCUAGCCAUGUAUAUAGAUGUAUUUAUAUGUAAAAUGUACUUAAACUGAAUCAUUAAAUUAUCUGACUCCUUUGGUCAUCAAUUAAAAACUG